GGAAACGCCCAUAGCUGUAUUAACCAAACCCACAUAACUAACCAAUAGAAAUUUAGUAUAGCACUUCUUGUACAUAUUGUAGCUACAGCUGUUGCAGAAACGACGUGGAGUAUUUGUUGCAGCGCUGCCAAGAUGUUACGCUUAAAAUCUUCGUUGCUAAAGCUUUCAAGAUUCACAAGCGCAAGAUGCAUGAGUUCAAAUCUUGUAAACGAACCAAUCUAUUCAUUUACUCCCGGUUCCAAAGAAAGAAAUGAAGUUCAAGAAGCUCUGAAGAUUGUGGAGUCCAAAACAGAGGAUGUUCCUAUUGUUAUUGGUGGGGAAGAGUUAUGGACGAAUGAUGUUCACUACCAAGUUUCGCCUUACAACCACAAACAACGUAUUGCAAAGUUCAGUUACGCAUCAGCAGACAUGAUAAACAAUGCAAUCGAGAAUUCUAUAUCAGUUCGUGCCGAAUGGGACUCAAAACCUCUUGCUGAUCGCGCACAAAUUUUGUUUAAAGCGGCGGAUAUUUUUGCAAACGAAAAAAGAUCUGAAAUACUUGCAACUACCAUGGCAGGCCAGGCAAAGAAUGUAGUACAAGCAGAGAUAGAUGCUGGACCAGAACUUAUAGAUUUCUUUCGUUUCAAUGCCCAAUAUGCGCUCGACCUUGAACACCAGCAACCAUUAAACCCUGAUCCUAAUAUUGUUAACUCAGUUAAAUACAGAGGGUUAGAGGGAUUUGUUGCAGCAAUUUCGCCUUUCAAUUUCACAGCCAUUGGUGGGAACUUGGCAGGAACUCCAGCACUCAUGGGAAAUGUUGUUUUAUGGAAACCAAGUGACACGGCCAUGCUGGCAAGUUGGCUUGUUUACAAAGUGUUGCGCGAAUGUGGUUUGCCUCCCGGUGUUAUACAGUUUAUUCCUGCUGAUGGUUCAACAUUCGGCAACACUAUAACAUCAUCUGAACAUUUGGCUGGCAUCAAUUUCACAGGAAGUGUUCCAACUUUCACCAAGUUAUGGCAGCAAGUUGGAGCAAACCUGACUAAAUACAAAACCUUCCCAAGAUUGGCUGGUGAAUGUGGGGGGAAGAACUUUCAUUUCGUUCAUUCUUCGGCUGAUGUCGACAGUGUUGUAAAUGGAACCAUCAGAUCAGCAUUUGAAUUUGGUGGUCAGAAAUGUUCUGCUUGUUCAAGAGCUUAUAUUCCAAAGUCUUUAUGGGGUAAAGUAAAGCAAGGAUUAGUAGAGAAACACAAGGAAAUUAAACUUGGAAACCCAGAUGACUUCAGUAUCUUCCUAUCUGCUGUGAUUGACAAGCCAUCAUAUGAACGCAAUAAAACUUACCUUGAUCAUGCAAAAGCCUCAUCCAACAUAGAAGUGUUGGCUGGUGGGAACUGUGAUGAUUCUGUGGGCUACUUUGUCCAGCCAACAAUCGUGGAAUGUAAAGAUCCAAAGGAUAAGAUGAUGCAAGAGGAAAUAUUUGGACCGGUGCUUUCAUGUUAUGUAUAUGAUGAUGCUGAUUAUAAAGAAAUAUUAAAACUGAUCAAUUCUACAUCAAGUUAUGGAUUGACUGGUUCUGUAUUUUCAAAGGAUGAAUCAGUGAUCGAAGAAGCUUCUUCUGUUCUUCGUAAUUCUGCCGGUAACUUUUACAUUAAUGACAAAUCAACAGGGUCAGUAGUAGGUCAACAAUGGUUUGGGGGUUCACGAAAAUCGGGGACAAAUGAUAAACCUGGGAGUCCUCACUAUGUAUUGAAGUGGGUGUCACCACAAGCUGUAAAAAGAUCUAAGGUUCCUCUCAAAGAAUGGAAAUAUCCUUCAAUGAAGUGAAGUUAUGGUCCUAUGCAAUGUUAAUCCUAUUUAGAUAGGUCAAGAAAGCUUGGUUUGGUUAUUAGGAAUAUUGUAAUGUGAAUAAUUCUUUAGUUUAAAGUCUUCAAGUUUGCCAUUUAGUUUAAUGGAAUUUAAAAUGUAUAGGCCAUUUAGUUUGAUUAAAUUUAAAAUGUACAGUUUCCACAUAACACUUUUACACAAUUUUCUAUUUCGAGUGGUAAUGCGUUGUAUAUGUCGCUUUGUAGAAUGUUGCAAAUAGUUGAGGGUAUUUGUAAAACUAUAUAUUCUUCCCGCCUGUUCGGUAUAAGUUCCAUAUGUUAUGUAGGGAUCCUAAAAUUAUAGUUCCAUUUGUCUCACCAAUAAGUCCUAUAUUAAUCAUGUAUUGUGUGUUAUUUAUCCUGUUUCCAAAACGUGUGUAUUUAAAUGGUGAUAUUGGUUAGCCCCAAUAGAUUAAAGCCAAUCUCUUUGGUUAGCCGAUUCAGGAUUUAAUGUGCCAAUUUGAAAAUAAAAAUUUGAAAAACCUUU
Molecule: messenger RNA, 2325 nt
Organism: Ciona intestinalis (vase tunicate)
Lineage: Eukaryota; Metazoa; Chordata; Ascidiacea; Phlebobranchia; Cionidae
Source: RefSeq, a predicted model, not a curated record